CUCAAGAAGAACAAGGAUUCUACUCUGUGACAUCACAAUAUCCAGUCUGAGCCCUGAUCUCAACAUCUUAGACGGAAAAGGGGUUGAUAGAGCAGAAGUGGAAAGCUACCUGAAGAACGUGGAAAGAAUCAGUCAUCCAUGCUUCCAGUUCAGAGGGAUAACCAGUUGGUGAUAGAGUGACAAAUGAAAAGUAACCUGACUCCAUUAACCUGCUUACCCCUGCCUGGGAAUGAUGGGAAGGAACAGCCUUUUGCUUUGAAAGAGUGGAACAGCUUGAGAAAAUGGCACGUAAUCUACCUAAAGAAAGACAGCGAUCUAUGUCAACGACUGGAGAAACUCUAUAUGAAAUUCUUGGUCUUCAUAAGGGAGCAUCAAAUGAAGAGAUUAAGAAAACCUACAGAAAAUUGGCCCUGAAACAUCAUCCUGACAAGAAUCCAGGUGAUCCAGCUGCUGCUGAAAAGUUUAAAGAAAUCAACAAUGCCCAUAGCAUACUAACUGACACAUCAAAGAGAAACAUAUAUGAUAAGUACGGAUCACUGGGACUCUAUGUGGCGGAACAGUUUGGAGAGGAAAAUGUCAAUACCUACUUCAUGCUCUCAAGCUGGUGGGCAAAGGCUUUAUUUGUCAUCAUUGGCCUUUUGACUGGCUGCUAUUUCUGUUGCUGCCUGUGCUGCUGCUGCAACUGUUGUUGUGGCCGCUGCCAGCCCAAAUCAUCAGCGCCAGAAGAUGUCUACGUAUCACCUGAAGACCUGGAGGAACAGAUCGAGGCUGACUUGGAAAAAGAGGAGAACAGAGAGAUUGAUUUUCCAGUCAUUCUCCAGCCUACAAGUGCAAAUGAGAAAACACAGCUAAUCAGAGAAGGACCUCGAAGCUACUGCACAGACUCUUGAUAUGGAGCCAGGGGGUGUCCAAGCGCUUCCUCUUGAUUCAGCCACUCCCCAGGUGUUUGUGGGAAGGACAGAGACAUGAAAUUCUGGAAACUUUUAGAAAUUCAUAUUUUGCUUUCCGGUUAGAGGAUGGUGGUAGUCAUGUAAUUUUCUCAGAAUGCAGACUUUCUCUUUGGGCAAAACUUCCUAAUGAAACACAUUCAAUUUUGCUGAAUAAAGGCCUAAAGACUCAUUUUAUGGUCUUUGCAUGAGGUAAGGCCAUGGCACUGGACAGUUUAUGAGACUAUCCUUAAUAUGAGUUAGACUUUAUUCACAGACUAAAGUAGUAUCUUAAAACAAAAACACUUUUAGCCCAUUUAACUAAAUGCAAUAUUUGUAUAUGCUGCAAAUACCAGAAAACAAGAGAGGUUCAGAGAUUUAUGUCAGUGGCGUAAGUGCCUGCCUGGCAAGCAUGAAGUCAUGAGUUUGAUUUCCAAUACCAAUAUAUAUAUAUACAAGAAAGAAUUUGGAAAGGUAUUCUUAUAUGCAGGGCUCUUUUUCUGUCAAUAUUUAGUAUGUAACCAACAUAUUUCAAAAAGCAGGAGAGAUUAUUAGAUUUAAAAGAACAGAUCACCUGUUUUUAAGUAUAUUUUUAGAAAAUUAAAAAUUGAACACUGAAAAUCAACAAGUAAAACCAGAAAAAAGAGGCUUUGAGUCUGCUUUUCGAUUAAAAACAAAAACAGCUUCAACCUUGCUAAAUCUUACAUUUGAUCCAGAAAAUCAUUCCAAGUCUGUACCAUCCCCAAACAAUGUGUCAACUUUUUAGCAAAAUAACUUCUGGUAUAAAUGGCCAACAUUUUACUGUCCUAAGGAAAGAAAAUAUAUGAGGUAAAGAGUAGAAUUCUCAAUUCUAUAAUAUAAAUUUAAAUUUAAACGCAUGUCAUAUGCUGAGUGGAAUUCAUUACAUUGAACAGAAAAUGCUCAGCUUGUACAUUUGGGCAAUCUAAACUCAGAAGUCAUGUCUGUAUUUUCUAUCUUGAUUCUUAAAUUCAUUGAAUGAUAGAAACUAUGCACUAUUUCUAAAACAAUAUAGCAGCAAAACUGUUUUUUUAGUCUCUCUUAGUUCCUUAAAUAAUAUUACAUUUUCAAGAUCUUGUUAUAUUUUUAUAUAUUGCAUGAAUUACCAUCUUCUUUUUUCUCUCUUUCUUACUCAGCCAUCACCAAAUUAUAGUCAAUUGCUGCUAAAUAUAUAUUGUAAGUGAAAAUUAGUGUUA
This is a messenger RNA of Cavia porcellus (domestic guinea pig), 2140 nucleotides long. RefSeq names its product DnaJ heat shock protein family (Hsp40) member C5 beta (gene Dnajc5b). Lineage: Eukaryota; Metazoa; Chordata; Mammalia; Rodentia; Caviidae. The record is from RefSeq and is a predicted model, not a curated record. The transcript is spliced from 6 exons. The coding region runs from base 282 to 890 and encodes 202 amino acids.